AGGCUUUUGAAGCUUCUUCAUAACUGAACAAUAGUCUACACUGAAUCAACGUUAGGUAAGCUUCGUGACCUCAGUAGACGCAGCUGUUUUUGCUUACUAUGAAUCUAUAAAUGUUCAUUCUAAGAGGAAUUCUUGCUUUAGCAGCCUAUAUUCUUUCUCUUUCUACAGUUAAUGUGAAUUAUUGGUCUGACUUGGUGUUUAACACCAGUUAAUGCAGACCUUUAUCAGGACGUAGUACUCGGUAAUACUCGAUAUUUGUCGAUUGAUUAGUUAUAAUAAUCGAUUAAAAUCGAUAAUCACCAAUUUGGCUGGAGUUCCCCAAUUUUUUUUCCAUUCGAAGCUGAACUAGUGAGCGGUACGUCUGUUGACCCAUUGAGUGGUAGAACUAAAGAUUUGUUGAAAGGAGCAUGACAUCAUGACGGAAAAUGACACGAGUCACAUUAUAUUAUUGCUCUCAUGGUUGUGUUUCCUAUCGAUUUGAGUACAUGCAGUACCCCUGAGUACCCUGUAGUGACAUACAAAUCGUAGGGUCAAUAUCAAUAAAGCCAAUAAAGUGUUAUGGAUAUGUUUAUUGACUUUGAUAUCAGUUACGAGUUGCUGUUUAUCAGUAAUGUUCUAGCGAGUGACGAUGGACUAAACACAACAGAAAAACGAAUCAACCAACUUGGCUUUGCCCAUUUUUAUCUUUUCGAUAUUUUUCAAUCAAAAUCGAUCAAAUCAAUCGUUUAAUUGCAGAAGUUGAUAAUCACAAAAACUCGACCGAUCGAUUUCCAUCGAUUUUCGAUAUUUAUCGAUAAAUUAUAAUUGAUUUUGAUUGAUUACUAUUGAUUUUAAUUGAGUAUAGAAAAUAUCGAUUUGUUACUUUCUGAUAAUGUGUAAGUCGAAAUUUAUUAAAAUUCGAAUUACGGUUAAUCCCAGAGAAAAAUGUACCAAUUGUGUCCAAAUAUCCCUACCCCGAGUACCAGUAAGUUGAAAAGGGACCACAUUACCUAUCAAUGUAAAGGGAGUGUUUUUUUUGGGGGGGGGGGCAGGGAGGCAGGGCAUGGUGUGGGGAUGUGACAUUUUUCCAAAAUUUGUUGUCAAAUUCCCUGCCCACAGGCAAAUCAUUCCAGUCAAAUGUACCAAAAUUUCCUAGAGCUGAUAAGUUUUAUCAGAGUUGCUACAGUCAGGGAAAAGUCAGGAAAAGCAAAAAUUUUUCAACGUCAGGGAAAAGUCAGGGAAUUUGUUAAAAAGUCAGGGAACUCUGGUUUCUGGCGCAAUGCAUCAAGGUUGGCAGUGGGCCUUUAAAGGCAAAAUUAAACCUCUCUGAACGUUUUCAACCUGAUGGAGUUUUCUGUUUUGAAAAUAGAGCUUCUGUUUACUUUGAUACAGCACUUUAUUAAAUGUUUAGUUGAUCCUAGUGCACAUUGAACAAAGAAAGAUUCAAAUAUCCCCUCCCCCAGGAGAACAAGAUCAUUCUAAUGUCCCACCCCACAAUGAGGGACAAAAGUGUUGACACACUUCUGUAAAAUGGCCCCUUUUUGCAUAGUGGAUAUACUUAUCCUCUUCCCCUGUCUACCCCAACCCCUUCUCCCCCAAAAUCAAUGUUGAAUUUUGGACCCUCAAGUCUUUUUUUCACGUCAGACAACAUUGAUUCGGGGGGUGAGGGGAUUUACGGCGUUUAAAAAGAAUGAAAUAAUAGAUGAAUUAAAUGUUUGUUAAUAGCACCCGUUUUAAACAAGUGUGUCAACUACUUUUGUCCCUGAUUGCAGGUCCAACACACAAUCAAAUCCCCUCUCCUCCCCACCCCAUGCCCUGCCUUACUUUUUGCCAUUUAUUUCAGUGAAACUGCAUGGCUGACCAAGACAGUUGGUAUGACUUGGAGUUAAAGACUACUGAUGGAAUUAAUUUCAUUUUAACAAACAAAGGUAUUCUCUUACAAUACCAAUCUAAAAUGGUAUUUCUCUACAGUCUGAGUUCUCUUUUAUGUGAUGUGCUAUACAAGUAGAAUGAAAGACUUUGCUUUUGUUAGUCCUCAAAAAUAUCCUGGCGAUUUGCUGGCAGGGAAAGUUAUUAGAGAGUUUGGUCCACAGCUAGUUUGCUGACGUUGAAAAUUAAGUUGAGAUGCUCCUUGUUGGGGAACAGCAAAAUAUUGAAAAUUGUAGUGAGUAGCACAUGUGAGUAGCACAUGUAGGAGAAUAAACUAGUCUUACUGUACUACAUUUUUACUGAAUGCUUAUUCACAAAGUUGAAUUUAAAAAACUAAUUCUGCUGGCACCAAAUUGUAGUACUCCUGCUAUGUAAUUGCCGACAAAAAAUGAACAAAUUCUCAGUGAUGGAGAUGUGUAAAACAGAAGGAAAAAUAAUGUCAACAUUAUUAAAGAAAUAGCUUUUGCUUUAGGUUUUGUAAACUUGGCAACAACCUCUAAGGAAACAGUACAUGAUGACGAAGUAAAAGAUUGUUACUGAGUGUAGCAUAGAGAGAAACAGUUUCUCAAUAUUCAAGAGUGCGAGUGUUACAUUAGGUUUUUCUUUGAAUUAUUUUAUUUUAGCUGUACCAGUUGAAGAAAUAAUUGUAGUUGAGCCUAAACUGGCAAAGGAUACAUUAAGAGGGUGGUAUUAAAUUUCCACCCAUCAUACAGUCGACUCCUCAUAACUCGAACAUUCAAGGGAAAUCAAAAAUAGUUCAAGUUAUCAGGAGUUCAAAGCAAAUAACCAGAACUUACGUAUAGGGAUGGGAAAGAAAUGCAAGUAUCUUGUAACUUAUUCUCACUUACCAUCAGUUGCAUCUAAGCAUGUACACGUGAGGAAAAACCAUGUUCUAAUUGGGUGCAAACAUGACAUGUUGUGCCACCAAACAUUCAAAGUUUGGAUUAAUCAGCUGUUGUUGACUUGAUUUGUUUUCGCUCAACAAAGUAUUCUUUGCAAGUAUUUUUAGGCAUUGAGAAUAAUUUCUAGAGGCAAGCGUGCUGUAAUUUUGUAAUAAAUUUGAAUAGUCUGGUAAACAUUAGUUUUUGAGCUAUUUUGAAAAAAUAGCUCAUAUGUCAGUGGUCUAAGCUUACGUAUCGUUACUGCUUUGUGGCUUUGUCUGUUCGGAUGUGUGUUGCAGGGGCCAAUAAGGUUGAAGGUACUAUGAGUUACUGCUUAGGAACCAAUGAGAUUUUGACAUCUAAACAUGACAUUGCUGCGCUUAAUGUCAAACGAGGGCACUUUAUCGAGACUGCCAUUUUGGUUAUUCACAAUUGGGUCAUCUUUUAUUACGGCUAAAGGUGUUUAGAAGCAUAACAUUUAAAUAUCUUCAUGGUUGAAAUGCUGAGUACUGUGAUGCAGCUCUUUAAGGGUUCAUAUUUUAGUGUGGCUGCUGGUUCAAGACCUCUAUGACCCAACUCAGCUAUUGCGAACGGCACAACGUACAUGAAUUAUGUUUCACCCGCUCCAAAGUGAAGUAUAAAAAAUCAUAUUUUUUAAGGUCUACAAAUGAAGUGUUAAUAUAUUUUAUUUGGUAUUUAGAUGUUGAUUUUAAAGAGACUGUGACAUGCUUUUUGCGCAUGUGCGGCAUCUUGAUUUCUGGUCUGGUGAACCUUUUUUCAAGAUUUGCUUUUGGUGAAAAAAUCCUCUUCCGUCGACCCUGAGAUGCCCGAGAAGGCUAUUAUAUCAGUAUUCAAGAGCUAUUUGGUCUAUUUUGGAAGUUUUAAAUGCCAUAUUUUGUAUUUUUGUGCAAGCAUUGUUGAGAAAAUUGCAAGUCAUUCAGAAGAAUUGCACUAAGGCAUAUUAUUUAUUGUCAGUGUUCCUACAAACGGAUCAAAUCUGGCGUUUAAUGUGGUCAUCUGGCUUUCAUUUCUGUCUACUAAGUUCUCCACUCAACGAUCUACCUUUUUCGGUUAGGUUUUAAACGUUAAAAUUAAUGUAUAAAGAAAGUUGAAAAGGGUUUUCCCGAUACAGCUGUGUACUACACUUGGGACACAAUAGCGAGUGAAGCUGAUCUGCGACAUGACUUUCGAUUGUCUGCAACAAUUUACUCUCUCGAGUGCUUAGAAUCAGAAGGAGAAAACCCAGAAAUCUGUUAUUGUGCAUGCAGGAAGUAGGGUGAGGUUUGAGGAAAAUAUCCAUUGAACAUGAAACAUUUUAACAGGCAUUCGAUUUACGACUCCGAUCCAUAGUUGUACACCAGAAAGUACUGAAAGACCGUGUGUUCUUUACAGAUGUGGUUCACUCGGAAUGUUCCUUGUAUCUCUGCUGUAUGAGCGUAAAUUAAGAAUUUGUAGUCAUCAUAGUGGUCAUCGCGCUAGCCAAACACAGGGUACAAGAAACAUAGAGAGCUUGGAAGGAGCUAAAUGCAUAUUAUAAUAAAAUAAGCCAGGCAUUUUAAGCAAAAUGUUUGCCUAGUUCAAUAAAGGGUGUUUUGGCCACCAGUCAGUUACAAUUUGCAGGUGUUUCUAAGUUUACAAAGGUAAAACAGAGUGAUCAGCAAGGUUUGGUUACAAAUUAUUUGUUUGCAAAACGGAGACUGGUUUGCUAGCAUGGGUACAUAAACAUACAUGUGAGCAAAUGUUUGUUUCAAAGCAGGACAGGGUUGUUAAUCUUUUUCUUAUUGGUUGCAACAUAUAUCUGAGGAACACCAGAUAAUAAAUAUGAAUUAUGGUGAUAUAUAAAAUGCAACAAGAACGUCCGGAAGUCUCCCACUUCACGAACAACGAAUGUUGAAUUAUGUAAAUUUCCUUGCGUGCAUCUUACUCACUUCUGACUGGUUUAAGGCAGUGCUAUAUUAGGAAAAUUGAAGGGAGCCCAGUGCUCUGAACCUGUAAAAUCUAGGGUGCCCAGCAUAUGAUUUGUAUGAAAAAUCUAAGAUUUUCUUGUCACCCAAGAGCAAAAGUAGGCUCUACAGCACAGCCCUGCAUAAAAAACGUAUUUGAUUUACCCAGUGGCUGAGAAAAGAUGCAUAACUCUGCGGUAGCAAAUAAACCAGGAAGUAGCCAGUUGACGAAAUAAUUAGAGAUUGUUUCAUUGAGUGGAAUAACAUAAGAGUAGAAAUCAGUAUUUCGCCAAUUUGACAAUUCUGUAAUGAUGUUAGGGUAUCAAUCUUAACAUUGAAUGAUGUAUAAUUAUAUAUUUGUCGAUGUUAGAAAAGGAGGUGUUUUGUUAACAUCAAUUGAGCAAAGUAAUCUCGUUAACAAUGUGUUCUUUCUUGUACAAUUUGUAAAAGGGGAAAAGUCUAACAUCUUCACGUGCAAUUUGUGUGCAUGAGAAAUUUUUAUAACCUAUAACCCUGUUUACUACAUUACUGUGUGAUAACUUGAAUUCCCUCACAAACCAGUCCAAUACUUUCACGUGCCAGGUGUGUGACUGCACAUCUCAUGCUGGCUUUUCACAGUAAUAAUAGUAACUUGAACGUAUAAAGACCUGUUUCAUUUUGUAACCAAUGCCUUAAGUAAAGGUUAAUUCUUGUCUUUUAAGAAGCAAUAGCUUUUAAAACAUGCAGAAUUAAGUCGUCAGAGUUAGACUGUCUCAUUGAGUAGAAUUGCACAUGAAAACCUCAUGAAUUAUGAUGAUGCAACCACCUACCACAAUGAUAAAAAAUCCUGGACGUAACUAUUCGGUAUUAAAUGAGCCAGUGCCACAUGUUCUUAAGAAACUCUGAAGAAACCUUCGAGUUUUCCCUCUAAUCAACGUUUGGUGAGUUGAUAUUUUUUGUACUUUAACAAUUUGUUUAACUUGCUCCAGAUGUAUCAAGGAAAGACAGGAAAGUGAAUAUUAAGCAUGAGGAUCGACUCAGCUGAGUGUUUUCAUUCAUGUACAGCAAUACCCAAUUUCGCACAAAAAACCAGUUGUAUAGCUACCACUGGAGCUGAAGCGUUCAAAAUAGCUCAUGCACGUUGAAUGUGCCUGUGUUUGUGUAUAGUCAAUAAACUGCAUUGUUGUGUAAUAUUACCUGGGAAUAAUGAAGGUGAAAUUAAUAUCUGAAUUUCAUAUUAUUGGAACCAUGCGCAGAAUAAAGAAAUGAAGAUCAUCGCAUUUAAAGAUGCAACUUAUGCAGUGGCAAAAACAAUGCAAAAAAUAGUUAGGCUUCCAGACACAGCGUAUAUUAAUUAGGAACCAAUAUAUGUGAUAAUGACCAGCCCCCAGUUGGCUUUUGCCAGCUCAGUUGGUUAGAGCACUGCACUGGUAUCCCAAGGUCAGUGUUUUAAUGCCGGUAAGCCUGAUUUUUUCAGGCUUUCUUUAGUGCACAACUGCAUUGAGUGUUGGCAAAGUUAACCAGCUCAAUCCACUAAACUUACUAUUUUCUGAUGCAUGAAUUUUAAUCUUGGUUUAAUUGUAGAAUGGAUAAAGAUCGUUCUAAGAAGAAAGGAGAUACUCUUGGGAACCAGAUAAAGAGAAGUGCUGCAGGGCUAUUCGAGAAAUACAAACCAAAAAACCAAGGUAAAGAAAUCAGGAUCUUUAAAUAAAUGUAACUGUGAAGAAAGUGCUUCCUUUUUAAAGACAGCUGUAAACUGUUAGAGUUUCUCGUCUUCUGGCCAUUAAGGACAAUAAAUCAUAAUAAGCAUCAUACAUGUAUAUAAAAAUUCUGUUAUAAAAACUGUUAAUUCAUAAAGAGCAGGGGACGUGGUCCCCGCAACUCAAGUUUCUGCUGUUUAAAAUGUCGCAAAUAAACACUAAACUUGAACUUGAGUUUGUUUCAUGAGUUCAACCAUGGUAUGGUAUGUCAUGUACACAUUUUGUCAUUGGCAUAAAGAUGCCAGUACUCAUUGUUAAAUUAUAUUAAAAUUACAAAUAGUUGAGGAAAAUUCAAAAAAUGUUUUUUUUUUGGGAAGAUUUAUUAAAAGAUCCAUGAAUCUCCUACAAUUAGACAAAAAGCAUUUGAUCCAGUUCAUUGUCUCUAAUUAAGCAAUUCAUUGCACAACAUAAGUUGUGAACAAGACACUGGUGAAAUGACUAAUUAUUUGUUGUCGUAUUUCAAGGUCCAUCUCGAAGGGUUGAGCAAGCUGGCCCAAGCACAAGUUUUGUUACAGGUGAAUAAGAGAUUACUAAUUCAUUGUAUGUGAGAAUCACAACAGCUCCCUGACAGUAACCAGCUUUUAAACUUUGUCUUCUAUCUAUUAAUUCUUCAAGGUUCACAGCAGUGAAAUAUCUCCUCCUCUUUUUGGUACCUCUAACAGAGCUUAAGACGGAAUCCACCAGGACAUUGAGUGAUUUUAUUUUCAGUGCACAAAAACCUUGUACCAGAAUAAUUUAAAGAAUAUUACAUUCUUUUUUUACAUUUUCAUAGGCCAAAGAUGUAAUAAAUCAUCUGUAAUUACACCAAAGAAAAUUUCCUAUGGAAGUCUGAGAAAGUGAAUGUCAAAUUUCACAAGAAUUGUCAUUAUACCUGCCAGGUAAAAUUUCUAAAAAUUGCGUGUGUAAGAUGUAAUUUUGUGAAAUUUGGCAUUCAUUUUCUCAGGCUCCCAUGAGAAAUUUUUUUUGGUGUUACUACAGAUGAUUUAUCACAUCAUGAUCUUUAGCCCUUGAAAAAUGUAAAAAAGAAUGCAAUAUGCUUUAAAUGAUUCUGGUACAAGAUUUUUGUCCUUUGAAAAUCAAAAUUACUCAAUGUUCUGGUGGAUUUCAUCUUAAAAUGAAUUUCUUCCAUGCUGACGAAGCAAGAUUGCGGUACCUUCUAGGGAUACUUUUGAGUGUUUUACUUGAGUAGCACCACAGUUGUUUAACAGGGUAGUAUCCUCUUCUUCCCCCCCCAACCACGCCCUGAUGACACUAGCAACCAACUUUACAGGGCUGUCAGUAAGGGCCGGGAGGCGUGGAUUUCCCCUGGCUACUAUGAGCAUGCAUGACCCCUGGUUACUUUCAUAGGUAAUAAAACAAAAAAUAGGACCAAAAGAAUUUCCAGGAUGUUCUAUUCCCUGCUCUGAAACUGAAAACCAUAGUGACAGCCUUGAACCCUAACCCAUAAAAGAAGCUCUCUGCUCUGCUGGCUUUAUUUUCUGGUUUUAGAUCGUUCUAGAACUCUACCCUCUGAUUGGUUGAUAGCUAUGGUUUAGAAAGGCCCAGUAAAUAUUUUUGGGGCUUAUUUUCUGUUUUGAAAAUGUUUUUGAACUGCAGCUGCUAACUAGAUGCCUCUCAGAAUCAACUUAAUGUGUAGCAAAAAUCCUGCAUACCCAAGUUUAAAACAUAAACUGCGACCAGACAUCAUUUAGUGAAUUAAAAUGUCAGUAUCGCCCACAAUUAAGUAAAAGCUAAGAUGUAAGCUUUCAGUCCCAAGACAAGCUGCUCAGUGCUUUUUGUUAUUGAAACUUUAUUAUUCAAACCCAGAAUCUAAAAUGUGAGUAGCAAAAAAACUGACAGAUUGAUAAACAUCCCCAAAUACUUUUGAAUAACUGUUUUUUAAAUGUGUCAGUUCAAUUUUUAUUUUAUUUUGUUUAACUCACAGACCCAUCAGCAGGGAAACAGCCCUCUAGCUCUACGGCCAAUAAGAAGGAGUUACCAGGUACUAUUAUAUCCAAUAAAGCUGAAAUGGUACCAGACAUAGAGUAGAUUAAAGACGCUUAUUUUAAUAUGAAAGUGACUUUUAUCGUUUGUUAUAUUGCAAUACAAAAUGAUCUUGAUGGUAGUAGUUGUUUAUUUUUAUUUCAAAAAUAAGUUGCAAAGAAGACGUAUGAUGGGAUACUUCAAGCAUCAAAUUCUUUUUCUGAUUCAAUUUUUCUGUUAUAAUUUUCUCAAGGUAUUUUUAAUCUGCGUUAAUCCUCGAGGCCGGUUAUAAAAAAUAAGAAUUAUUUUUACCACUCAACCACAAACGUCACUAACAGCUUUGGAGAGGUACCCCUCUAUGGGCAUGUCCUCCCUGAACCUCUCUUUGUGGGGUAACGCCCCUUUACACUUGCUUUACUGAUGCAGUCUUCAAAGAUAUUUACAUAGAAAUGUUACUCGGACAAGGUUGCCCAUCCCGCCAUAUUCAUAAUUUGUAAUUGUAAUAAUUAAUAAUUCUUUAUUUAGCUCACGGUGAAAUUACAUUUUCAACUUUUUUAUAACUGAAAUUUGUGCUAGGGUAUAACUUUAUAAUAUAAGAGAAAUAUUAAGUGCGAGCUGGGAAGCGAAAUAUACUGUUAGAUUGUCUAGUUACCUUCUCAUCCUUCUUAAACUCAGUGUGUAAGCAGGUGAAAAAGAAGAAAAUAAAAUAGAUAAAUGAAUUAAUAAAUUGAAUUAAUAAGGAGCAUUCCUUCAACGUUUGAUCAUAGUAUUUAUAUUCCUACACUAUAUUCUGGUGUUUUAGAGCCCUGAUAUCUACAUGCACUGUUAUUUGCAUUUCUGUUGGUGUAUAAUGAGUUGAGGAUAAUUUGUUUUAAAUGUGGAAAUUUUAUUGUUAUUUGGUGAUCUGAUCAGUUUAUAUAAAUAAGGGCCUAUAUUUUGUGCGUCAGCUACCUCCCUUUAACUUUCCUCGCCUAUUAAGAUAUCAAGUCGUUAAUGAACCAUUCUUUAAAAAAAAGGAACGUAAAAUUUUCUUUAACAGAUUCUCUCUGCCUCGAGGAGUGCCAGAAACAGCUGCGAUCAAUUUAUGCAGACAACAGCACAGUCAAAAUCGUUCCGUGGGACCAAAGCUCUGCCGUUCACAUUGACAAAGUUUACACCCAGUUGUCUUGGCUUAUGGAUUUGAAGGAUCCCAGCGGAGUAACACAGAAAAAGGUUAAACACUACACCGACAUUUUUGACGGCGGAAGACUUCAUCAUUUGCCUAAGCGUAUUUUGGUUCACGGACGACCAGGUAUCGGCAAGACCGUUUUUACCCAGAAAGCUACAUUCGACUGGUCCCAGCACAGAUUUGAAGAAAAGUUAGGAAGAUUUGAUCUCGUACUUUUGGUCAAAUUACGCGAUGUUUGUAACCUCAACGAUGUCCCAGCCAUUCUGAGGGAUGCUAAUCUUCUUGCGAGUGAUGGCCCAAUUUCCACUGACAACCUGUACGAUUACGUUCGUCACCACCAGGAAAAAGUGUUGCUUAUUUUGGACGGGUACGAUGAAUACGUACACAGCGCAGCAAGCCAAUCACCUGUUCUUCAAAUCUGGGAGAAAAAGCAGUUGAGGAAUUGUUGUGUUAUUAUAACGUCUAGAGACAUGAAAGGAGAGGGAUUGAAAAGUUCCAGCGAUGCUCAAUUUGAGAUCGACGGUUUUGACCGUACGCGACAAGAGGAGUUCGCCCGUAGAUUCUUGAAAAAUUAUCAAGAUAUUAUAGAGUUUUUCAAGUACUUGAAACAACAAAGUCUGGAGGACGUAGCAAAAAUACCUAUUUUGCUUUUAAUGUUGUUGUUGGUUUGGAAAGAAAAGGAUCGUGAAGGACUACCUUCAUCACGGGUGAUGGUGUACUUCAAGUUUCUACAGACUAUGUUUAAUCAUAUGUCUGAAAAACAAAAAACAGAGGCGGAAGAAGUUGAGAACCACAUUCAAGAACUUUGUAAAGUAGGAGAACUAGCAUUUGACGCACUUCUACAAGAUUUACUUUACUUUCCUCUCAGUAAACUGCCGGAUCGCGUUUUGACUGAGAAACUGAUCGAGGCCGGGUUGUUUCAGCUUCUAAACGUGUCCGCUCUUAACCCCAGCAAAGACGUUCACUUCAUUCACAAAUCCAUGCAGGAGUUUGUGGCUUCUUUAUUUCUAAAAGAAGAACUGUUAUCUCAAGAAAGUAAAAACAAAUCCCUUUUCAAAGUCGACUCAAUUGAAAAGAUCUCCAAGUUGAAUGAAGUUUUUAAAUUUGCUGCUGAAAUGUCAGAAGAAGCCGCGCGCGAGAUCUUGAUUCAUCUGUUGGAAAUGGCGGCGAAGGAAGACGGAGAGUACAGCUUCGACAACGAAGCACCGUCAGUCGAAGAUUUGUCUAAUGAACAAAAAAUUCUUCUAACUCUAUGUACACAGUUAUUCUUCUGCUGUUCAGCAGAUACAAGAACAGAACUUUUCCCCACUUAUCUUUCUAAUCUAGGAGGUGUUUUGUUCAUUUUAAAUCCUGACCAGCUGAAUAUUGCAGCAAAGGAAAAUUUUGUUCAAACUACCGCUUCACUUAUGUACAUAUUUUUCUCUUAUAGCGACCAGUAUACAGAGCAAAUUUAUAAUAAUUUAAUUAGUUUAGUACAGCAAUUAAACGCUGUUAUAGUUAGUAGAACAGGAGAACAGAAAGCAUCAGAAUUUUUGAAUGUAUUUCCAUGGCGUAGUGUUGACGAGUUUUUCUUAAUGAAAGAAGAAAACAACACUUACCUUUAUUUUACUAAAAUUGUAAAAACUAAUAGAAUUCCUCUUUCUUUUAAAAUGGUAAAGACGUUAGUUAGUUUAGAAGAGACAACAAAGAAGACAAACAUGAAUGGUGAUGAGUCAAGUGAAGAGAGCAGCAGCAGCUGUUGUUCAAAGCGUCAUGGUCUCUCCAGGGUUUGGAGGAUUGGAGCUGAUGUGAACAGGUCAGAAGUGGAACAGCUGAUUGAGAUGAUGCCGUUUAUCACCGCUCCACACGAGAUAGAGGUUUUGGGUGAACACGGUGAAGUGUUUGAUGCUGAGGUAACAGAGUCUCUACUGAGGAGCAUCCCAACAACACACAAACUGGAGAUAUUAUCACUCGAGCAUAUCAAUGUAACAUCAUCACCUGCUGUGGAGUUCAUCAGCAGAGUAUUUAAAGAAGAUCUUCCAAACUUGAAGUUGCUCGACAUGUCAAACAAUCCUCUUCUGGGUGCAGGAGUCGACAGUUUGAUUAAACAUCUCAGCUGCGCUCCUCACCUGGAGACACUGUGGCUGUUAGAUGUGAAGAUGACUCCACAGCAGGUGAAGAAUCUCACAUCAGCUGUACAGCAGCAUGGAAACAACACUGACCUGAUGUCACUCUACCACGUAAGUUUUCCAAUUUUAUCGCAAUUUGUUUCUUUAUUCUUUGUUUACAGUUUAUUUCUACUCAGCUCUUGCCUUUCGCCAUUUUCCUUUCUUUGUCAUUUUUAUACUCGACAAAACACGAGAUUUGCUUUUGAAAUCAAAUCACAAACUUUAGCAGAUUCAAAGUAUCAUUUCAAAUUCAUGUCUUUCAAUUGAUUAAACUAACUCCAUAAAAUGUUUUAACUGAGAACGUUAAGAACAAGUGACUUCAGCUGAUAUUAAAACAUGGAGUUGAACACAAGAAGAGAAAUUUCGUAUCUUCAAGCAGCCAUAAGAUGAUAUUAUUGGGUGAAAACAAUAACUUUUAGCAAAACAAAAGCACAUAAUUUCCACAGUAUUAAUUUCUGAAUCAAUUUUAAUUCAUAACUUUUCAUAAAGCAACAAACAACAGUCAUAAAAGCAAAUGAAAGAUGUUCAGUUCAUGUUCAAUUCAAACAAAUAAGCAAAGAGUAAACACAUUGAACUCACAGUUUCACAUUUAUCGUCCAAGGCUCCUAUAAAAUCAGUUUAAGUCAAGUGAAGUUCCUUUGAAAGUCCAGAAAACAGACAAGUCUUUUUUAUAGCUGUUCUUUUGUUAGUUCUUGAGCGUUUCUUUGGUAAAUACUGGUCCUUGCAGUUCGGUGAAGCGUUGGUUUUUGAAAUAACAACCCGCACAAAAAAAUUGUAUCUCCGAGACAACGGUUGAAAGCAACACCAAAAAAAUUUUCGUUACAAGUAAACACUUCGCUGUUUUCCACUGUAUAGCACAAGUGUCCAUUGCAUGAUUUUCAUCGCGUAAAUAGCAUGAGCUUGUUUUCAAUUUUCCAAGACCACUCGCCAUACAAAUCAAAUCCUGCGGAGCUUUGCGCUUUCGUAAAAUAUCCUUAAAAAUGAUGUUUCCUUGAGCUUCGAACAACUCCUUCGCAUAUUCCUGAGUAAAAAGAGAUGAAUCCCUGCCUUGUGUAAAAUAAUUUCCGUGAUGUUUUCUUAGUAAAUUUUGAGUUCAUCCUGAACAGUUUGCCGUUGAAAAGCGAACUGAACAAACUACAAAAACAACAAACGAUGUUAUUCAAAGCCUAGUGACGUGCGGCAGCUGAUUGGUUAAAUCACCUCGGAUGAUUUUUCACGUGUUGACAUUUUCCCGUCUUUCGUUUUAUUACGUAACAAAUUCCCGCCCGCAAAAAUACACUGUGAUCUGCGAAUUUUGUAAAGGCUGAAUAUAUUUUCAAAAGAAAAGAAAAAUGAUUUGCUAAUUUUGAUUUUGAUUCUACUAUUUUGAAUGCGAAUUUCUUGUACGUGCGCCUUGAUAAAGAUAAUGUUUUUUGUCUCCAAUCCCGCCGAGAGGGGAAAGGUACAGGGGGGUAAAUCUCCCUCCUCCCUAAACUUGGUUUAAAAAUUGGCGACGGGUAACACUCGUUUCUUGAACUUAGUCGUAAAGGACGUUUUCUGACCUUCAGCGCUUCGCUUCUACACCAACAUACCAGACAAAGAACGCGUAACCACCGUGUGUCUAGUGCAGUUCUGGCCCCCCUCUCUGUAUGUCACGCAACGCCGGAGAGAGAGGGUCCUCCGCCACAUCCCUUAUUAUCAUGCAGAAAGCCAUAACAUUACCUUUUCAUCGAUCUCUCCCUACUCGCAACAUUUCAUUUUCUCCCUCCUCCCUUUAUUUUCGCCCCGAGUUCUCCCUCCUCCCUAUUCUGUUUCUCUUGCCUCCGCCAGGAAAAAUUUAUCUCAGCAAAUAACUGUAAAGACGCUUAAAAAUAGUCUGUCAGUUGUUGUUAACACAUUAACGUUGUGCUCGUUUAAUUUUUGACAAGGUGCCGGGUUCGAAUCCGGCUCAGUAGCCUUUCUUUUUUCCUUCUGUCUUCCUCUUUUUUGUUUCGUUUUCGUUUUUGUUUUGUUUGCUUAUUUGUUUGGUUGUUGUUGUUUGUUAAAUAUAUAUCUUCUAGAGCAAAGAUAGUAUAACUAUAUUCAUGGAUAAACAAUCUGAAUUUCUAUCGUUUCCUACAAUUUUCAUUCCUUUUUUAUUGCAGUAUAUUCUAGAAAACUAAAACAGUAGUCACAUGCAGUCGCAAACUGCCUUUUAUUAUAUAGGCCAAGUUUUGACUGUUGAUCUUUUCUUUAGUACCCGAGGCUUGUUUUGAACUUAGUACAUCUUGUCAAAGUUGUUGUCAUAUAAACAGUUGUCUUUCGUUGGUCACUGUAAUCGCAUUGUACUUUAAAUGAAGGUUUUGAAAUGUUUACACUUCGAGACUUUAUUAAAGAGAGAUGGGUAGUUUUAAGUAUUGUUUUGUAUUUUGUUGCAGGAUUUUGAAGGGAACCUCAUACCUGAACAUGAAUGGCCAUCAGAGAACUACUGGAAGAGCGAGUUCCCUCACAUCUUUCCUGAUUCAUCACCUGAAUCUGCGCAUGAACAGGAGCAGGUUAGU
Molecule: messenger RNA, 14267 nt
Organism: Porites lobata
Lineage: Eukaryota; Metazoa; Cnidaria; Anthozoa; Scleractinia; Poritidae
Source: the annotation of a GenBank genome assembly